Messenger RNA from Nezara viridula (southern green stink bug), 849 nucleotides. Lineage: Eukaryota; Metazoa; Arthropoda; Insecta; Hemiptera; Pentatomidae. The record is from the annotation of a GenBank genome assembly.
CUUAGAUCCUUACCUCUUUGUUUAGGCGAGGAUGUAUAACCUUCCCCUUCACAACAAAUGAAUAUCUAUAAUCUCUUCUUUAGUGCUAAGUAUUUUUACAAUUGUAAAUAGUUUUAUUGAAUGUAGUGUAGAUUUUAUAAAUAAAAUCAUCUUUGCCAUUAUGUUCCAUCAAUUGAAAAAUAUAUUGUCCCCCAAUUUAAUUAAAACUAAAUGGCCUGCAUUCAAUAUAGCAGAAAAAUUUAGAUCAAUACAUUUAUCCCAAACUUAUUGUAAGUUAAAAGAGGAAAGGAGGGCAGCAAGAAUAAAUCCAAAGAUAGAUGAUGGUACUGAAGGAGAAAAACAAUUUGGCAUUGAUUCCCUUAGCCUCAAGCGUGAGGAGCUGUUUCCUAGUGAAGACACACCUAACAAGUUAUUUAAAAAUAUACCAUUUAAUCAGAUUCCAAUCUGCAACAUUAAAGUUUCUAAAAACAACACUAUAAUUACAAUAACUGACGCAAAAGGUGUUGUGAGAUUGUUACGAUCUUGUGGUGUAGAAGGGUUUAAAAACACAAGAAAAGGUACCAAUAUUGCAGCUCAAGCUACUGCAAUAACAAUUGGUUCUAACGCUCUGAAUAAAGGAUAUUCCAUGCUAAGGGUGAGGCUUAGCGGACUUGGGCCGGGUCGAAUGUCAGCGUUGAAGGGCUUGCAAAUGGCAGGUUUAGACAUAAUAUCUGUUACUGACAAUACUCCUGUAUCAUGGAAUCCACCGAGGCCAAGAAAACAAAGGCGGCUUUAAAAUUUUUGUCUUUUAUUUGUGUAAAUAGUUACUGUAUUGCCAUAAAUAAAAUAUUCAUUUCUCUUAUUGUAAUU